Molecule: messenger RNA, 4083 nt
Organism: Chaetomium strumarium
Lineage: Eukaryota; Fungi; Ascomycota; Sordariomycetes; Sordariales; Chaetomiaceae
Exons: 3
Coding region: 1-4083 (1360 amino acids)
Molecular function (GO): protein binding
Source: RefSeq, a predicted model, not a curated record
AUGGAGAACGAGAUCAAGCAGGCUACACGACUCCUCCAAGCACAACGGGCGGCGGAUCGGGACGAGCAGCGACUCUCAUGGAUCCGGAACCGCUUCUCAUCGCAGGCUGGCAGCGAGUUCACCACCCGCGAAGUCAACAAGGUUCUCGCCGAGGUCGUCGAGGCAGAUGGCUCGGUCGGCGUGGUCAAGGCCCUGCUGGCUCUCGGGGCCGACGUCAACUAUGUCCGGCGGCGCCACUCCACCACGUGGAACAAGCUGACGCAGCGCAAUGACCCGCGCGAGAGGAGCAAUGUCCUCCUACGGGCCACGAUGCGCUGCCGUCCCGAGACCGUCCGCGCCCUUGCUGCGCGCGCCGACCAAGCCAACCUGGACGGUGUUCUUCACCACGCAAUAGCAAGGGGCAACCUGGCUGUUCUGGCCGCGCUGCUCGAGCACGGCGCGAGCCCGGUUCACCUGCACGACGACUUCCAGGAGAUCGUUUACCACAACCGAGUGGACCUCCUCAGGGUCCUGCUGUCCGGCCACCACUUGCCUUGUUUAGCCUGCCGUUCGACGGGGCUCCGCAUUGCCGUUGAGCACCGGUCGCUGGAGGUGAUGCGCCUCCUCCUUGACCAUUGGGCCGAUGUCAAUUACGGAGACGCCAUUGCUCUCACAAGGGCUGUGGAACUCUCUCGCCCCGACCUUGUUGCCCUCCUGUUGUCUGGCCCCGUCCAGCCUUCGUCUCGCUCGCUCGAUUCUGCCGUGGGCAAGGUUCGACAAUUGUUGGAGAUGCGAAACACCACCUCGGACCACGAGAUUCUCGAGUUAUGUUUGUCGGCAGGGGCUACUGGCCCCGAGACGCUGCGCCUGAUAACCGAAGGCCUGGUCGAGUUCGUGAAGCGGCGCCAGACGCCUCUUGUGGGUACCAUCUUGCGGUACAAGAGACCGCCGGGCCAGUACGAAGCGGCUGCGCUGAUCGAAGCCAUCCGUGCCGAGCAGCUGGAUGUCGUUGCGAAGCUGCUCGAGUUCAGCCCGUCCCAGACGAGCCUCGCAAUCGCCAUCUCGCAGACGGUCAGCGUCGGCAGCCCGCAGUUUCGGUACGAGGCAACUCGGCUUCUGAUCGAAUCUGGAGCUCGGGGUCCCUGCGCCGCCGAGGCCUUGGUCAAGACGGUCCACUGCCUUGUGGCCGACCUGCGACGCGGCGACAAGUUGAGCAUCGAGCGGGACAUGAGACUAUUCUACCUGCUCCUCCACGAAGGGAACGCAGAAAUAAAUUUCGAGAAGGGAGAGGCUCUGCAGAUAGCCGUGCGUUCCGCAUGUGUCGACGUUGCUGAGGAGAUAAUCGCCAAGGGCCCCUCCCCUGACUCGCUCGGCGCAGCGCUCGCCUGGGCAAUGGAUGUGCAGGACCGGCAGAAGAAACAGCGGCUGGUCGAGUUGCUGGUACGGCGACACGUCAAUGAAGAUGCCGCCGGUAAGGCACUCGUGGCCGCCUUUACGUCGGAGCCGGAUAAUGUGGCGCUCAUCGAGCUGCUUCUUACCCGUGCGUCUGUGAACUACAAUAACGGGGAGGUCUUUAUCUACGCCGUUCGAAACUUCCGGCUCGAGACCUUCCACCUUCUUCUCGGGCAAGGGAUCGAUUACAAGGCGCUGUUCACGGCUAUCCUGGAGGCGUUGAAGACUUCGAAGCUGGAACGAAGGACCCUGUUCGGAGAACUGCUGAGCCGGUUGCAACUCGAUCACCUGAACACAGCGCUCAAGUAUGUGGUCUUGGAAGAAGAGACGGACCUGGUUCUGGCGAGGAUGCUGCUCGACUCCGGGGCCGAGGCAGCCCACGAGGAUGGGUUGUGCGUAAAGCAUGCUGCCACCGCUCUCAACCGAGAUCUGCUCCGUCUGCUGUCCGACUACGUGGGCCACGAUGGGAAUGUCUACAGCCAGGCCUUUGCGGCCAUCAUCAACCGCGACAAACGCUGGCUUGCCUUCGAGCAUCUGGAGCUGAUAGACAUCCUUCUUCAGCAUGGCGCAUCGAGGCAUAUGGCUGGAAAGGCCAUGGUCGAGAUCGUCGACCAUCUUGCUUGCCAACGAGCGCAAUCCGACCUGGCGGAGGCGUUCCUACGCAAGUUGUUUGCCGCUGGCGUGGACGUCAACUACGAGAAUGGGAAGGCCAUCAGCAUCGCCGCCAGCAGAGGAGACCCUUGGCUCCUGUCCCUCUUGUUGGCCAACGGCGCCACCUCUUCCUCGGCCACCCUUGCACUCACCGCUGCAAUCAUGGCACAUCACACGGAGGAGCUGCUCCUGGAGCUCAUCGCUCUCUUCUCAGACCCACGUUCUGCCAUCCCCGACUUCGAUAGAUCCAUCCCAGGCAUGCCACCGCCAAUCCUCAUGUGCCUCAAGUCGUAUGGCCACUCCGUUGCCGUCUUGGACGGUCUCGUCAAGGCCGGGUGCCGGAUAGAGACAACCGUUCCGAUGCAGGUUCUCUCCGGCGCUACUAGAGACAGGGGCGACCGGAGAGUCAGCUCGGAGCCGGAAGCAGCAUCCGUCCUGAUGUGGACCUUGCUCCAAGAAGAAGGGCUCAUCAGUCCUGCAGUCAUCAGAGCGUUGGUUCAGCAUGGUGCCAAUAUGUCGUAUGCGACACCGAUAUCCCGGACCACGCCACUGCUGCUGGCAGUGAAGUCGGGGCGACUUGAUAUUGUCCAGCUGCUCCUAGACUCCGGCGCAAAGGCCUCCACAAAAGACGCGUUAGGUCACUCUGCGCUUUUCUAUGCUUCUCGGGCCGGAAAUACGGACCUGGUACGGCUUUUACUGAAGAGCAAGCCUGUCGUGAAUGACGGGAGCCUCCACGAAGCCUCCCGGGGCUUCCAUGUACAAACGAUGGAACUUCUUCUCGAAGCCGGCCAUGACCCGAACUACCGGUCGAUAAAGCACGCAGGACGGACGGCCCUGGGCGAAAUCGCUCUGAACGCCAUUCCCCCGACUGAUGUUGCGACUGCAGAAGAAGCUUUGGAUCUCCUCUCGUCCGUCGAUGCCAGUCCCCUUCUGAAGGUCCACGGCAAAACAGUCAUCUUCCUCGCACUCGACAACCAGCACAACGAAUCUAUCACGCGGUUGCUGCUUGACCGGAUGCUCUACCGAACGCUAAACAGCCAUGAAAAUACGUACCAGCAAGGUCUUCUCCAUUACUCACCCACCAUGUAUGUCUCCAAGGGCAUCCUCCUCGGACCCGGCUCGGAGACGCUCCUGCAGCUCCUAAAGGCCCACGGCUGCGAAGACCGCUUCUAUGCUAGCAUGGAGGAAACCCAACCGCCUGACGCAGUUGGCCUCCCGGAGGAGAUCCGGGACUACGAACGGGAUCGUCGCGCGCGCGAACGGCAAAACCGCCUCGUCGAAGAGGACCACGCCAACACAAUCCGCCGCGAGCGCGAGAAGGCCAUCGCCGUUGCCCAGCUCGAGGACGACAAGCACCACCGUUCCAUCCAGCACCGCGAAGACCUCUCCCAGCAGCAACGCAGGCACCGCGGCCUCGAGCACCACCAAGCCAUCCUGAUGGACGCCGAGAAGCACCACAGCGAUGCGCAGAUCCAGAUGAGCCACGCCAACGUCCAGUCCACCCUCCGCUGGCAGCGCCACAACGACGACCUCGCCAUGAUCUCCCAGAAGCGGCACGCCGAUCUAUCGCACCGGCAGCAGGCCCACCAGCAGCGCCUCGACCAGCGCCGCGACAAGGCGGCGCAGGACCACGUCGACCGAGACCUCGGCCAUGCGCGGAGCCUCGCCAACAUGCGCGACGCGCACCGCCAGCGGUCGCAGGAGCGAGAGGACCGCCACGCGCAGCAGCUGUCGUACGAGAACCGCAAGAUGAUGCAGGAGUACGAACUGAUGUGGCGGGCGAAGCAGCUCGAGAAGGAGGGCCGGCACGAGCAGCUGGCGGCGGGGCGGGAGAGGCACGGUAUGAAGAUGACGGAGCUGCGGACGCAGAGGGGUAAUAUCAUUGGGCAGGUGAACCUGGAGGAGCUGAGGCGGUGGCAGGAGAGCGAGAGGAGUAAGGGGAUGACGAUGAUGAAUCUGGGCCAGGUGCGGGUGCAAGGGAGACUAGGUAUGUUGACAUGA